AUGAUGAAAACAGACAAGAAGAAAAUUGUUCAUUAUAUCGGCAAAUUAACAGAGAGAGAUGGUGAACUAAUGAUUGUGUUUUUAAAAAGAGAAAAGUCUACAGCAUUCCAGUUUAUAAUCUCAAAUGAAGAACCGUAUGAAAUUGAUAAAAAUGACAUUGUUUGUAAGCUUCCAAAACCAGACGAUUUCGCAUCAAACAAGGAAACAGUAAAAAUAGGACCGACGAAAGCUGGCAACAAGAUAUUGAAAAGAUCCAAAUGUUAUCAAACCCUAUGCGAAAAUAUGCUGGAAAACAGUAUCUACAACAUAUUAAUGGAGGCGUAUUACGGCCAAUUCAACUUGACCGCAAGACCGAGAUUGGUGGCUUUGCCACCAAAAUUUAAUUCAAAAAGAUGA
Molecule: messenger RNA, 396 nt
Organism: Helobdella robusta
Lineage: Eukaryota; Metazoa; Annelida; Clitellata; Rhynchobdellida; Glossiphoniidae
Exons: 3
Coding region: 1-396 (131 amino acids)
Source: RefSeq, a predicted model, not a curated record